UUCUAAUCGCUACUUGUCUCUCCUAAUCUUCACAGACGCGGAGAGAGAGAGAGAGAAGAUGAAGGGGUUCACAAGCGUGAGUACGAAGGGAGACAUAGAGGAGGGGACUCUGUACCCUGGUAUAGGGUACGGAGAGAACCAACUCCGUUGGGGUUUCAUUCGCAAGGUCUACGGAAUCCUUGCCGCCCAGAUCGUCCUCACCACCGCCGUCUCCUCUGUCACCGUCCUAUAUUCACCCAUCAAUGACCUCCUCAGGGGAAAUUCCGGCCUCUUGCUCUUCCUCCUCUUCUUACCCCUCCUCUUGUUGUGGCCCUUGCACAUUUAUCAGCAAAAGCACCCACUGAAUUUGGUUUUCCUUGGACUCUUUACCGUGUCCCUGAGUCUCACUGUUGGCGUGAGCUGUGCCAAUACAGAAGGAAGAAUUGUGCUCGAAGCUUUGAUUUUGACAUCAGCUGUGGUUGCAUCUCUGACUGGAUACACUUUCUGGGCUUCUAAGAGGGGCAAGGACUUCAGCUAUCUGGGACCAAUCUUGUUCACCAGCCUCAUGGUGCUCUUCUUGACCGGGUUUAUUCAGAUGUUCUUCCCACUUGGAUCUACAUCUGUUGCCAUCUACAGUGGAAUCAGUGCCAUUAUUUUCUCUGGCUAUAUCGUUUAUGAUACAGACAACCUGAUUAAGCGAUUUACAUAUGAUGAGUACAUUUGGGCAUCAGUCACCCUUUAUCUGGAUAUUCUGAACCUCUUUCUUACCAUUAUGCGGAUGUUGAGAUCAUCAGACAAUUAGGAGCAUGAUGUACUUAAUCCAUCCGGCUCUGGCCUGGACUCUAUGUUAUGAUGAUCUGUUUACCUUAUCCUGUAGCAAGUAUACAGACUAAUCAUUUUGCUUAGUACUUAUUUUCUUUACUGGUAAAUAGACUGUUGCGACUCACCCACCGAGUCUUUUAUGUUUUCUUCGAUUGUGUGUUCGUUUGAUAAACAUCUUUGAAAGUCAAUGAAGAUUGGCCGGACAUGUGUGGUUAUUCUUCUGUAUUGGUGUCCACUGAUUUUCCUUUUCGUUCAAUGUUUUCUUUCAUUCCUUAUGCCUAAAAUAUGAGGGCUUCAGGUCUACCAGAGACCCAGAUUACCAAACUUUACAAAGCUGCAACCUCUUGAUUUCUCAUGCCAUGCCUUGUGAAUUACCUGAAUAAGGUACAUCCAGCAACAGUUGUGUAUACAGGAGUUAAAUGGUACAGCCUGGUGGAUUGGAAUUUUUACUGAGCUGGAAUAAUAUCUGUU
Ilex paraguariensis (yerba mate) is the source of this 1272-nucleotide messenger RNA. NCBI's taxonomy places the organism in Eukaryota, Viridiplantae, Streptophyta, Magnoliopsida, Aquifoliales, Aquifoliaceae. The record is from the annotation of a GenBank genome assembly.